Messenger RNA from Hypoxylon trugodes, 1225 nucleotides. RefSeq lists its product as uncharacterized. The record is from RefSeq and is a predicted model, not a curated record. The transcript is spliced from 3 exons. Bases 183 to 1211 code for a protein of 342 amino acids. Lineage: Eukaryota; Fungi; Ascomycota; Sordariomycetes; Xylariales; Hypoxylaceae.
UAUGAAUUUAUCUUACUACCUCCAAAACGAGAGCGUUUUAGCGGGUGCGAUAGCGCAAAUAUUUCAUAAAUAGCAGCUUAUAAAUCUAGAUUCUUGCUUUUGUUUAAAUGGCUUCGGAGUUCCCUAGCCCCCAGCCAAUCUAAGAACUAUAGAAACCCUCGUCUUGUCCUAAAUAUUCUACAAUGGCCGCUACCCCCAACCCACUCGCCUCAUCCGGCAGUGCCCCCGUGCCAAGCGUCUCGCGCAGCACACUUACUGUCUCCGGAUUGAAGGUCGACGUAUAUGGCCUGGCGGAGCUACACCCGGCCGCGACCAAUGUAUCAUGUCUGUGGCUGCACCAUCCGCGUUUGCGCAGCAAGGAGGACAUGACCAAUAUCGCGGGCCAAGUCCUGUCUGCGUAUCAUCAGAAGCAGACUACGAGGGGCCUCAUUGCUGUCGCUUUUGAUCAGAGGAAUCAUGGGACGCGACUUGUGGAUGAGUUAGCGAAUGAGGAUUGGCGCCGCGGGAAUAAGACUCAUGCUCAAGAUAUGCUUGGAACUAUCACUGGUACUGUUGUAGAUAACAUAAAUCUACUCGAUCUGCUGCCCGGCUAUCUCUUUGGCAACGGAGACGGUCCAGGCGCCUCGUCUAAUGGUGGAAAGAGGCACAUCGAUCAUAACUUGGUGCUUGGUAUUAGUCUCGGUGGACAUACUGCCUGGCAAUUACUAUUCGCGGACCCUAGAGUUACGGCUGGUGUUAUGGUGAUCGGGUGUCCUGAUUACAUGAAUCUCAUGAAAGACCGCGCGCGACUAUCCAGGUUAGAAACAUAUGGGCAAUCCGAUGAAGGUGCGUCUUUCUUCGGCAGCAAAGACUUCCCGGAUGCAUUAGUAGCCACAUGCAACAAAUACGAUCCCAAAACCAUAUUAUUCGGGAUGGAUGCGCCCUACGCAUUGGAAGCGGAAGUGUCGGCUCGUAAAUUCACACAAGCGAAUAUUACGGGAAAGAGGUUCCAAAUCCUUUCUGGCGGCGCGGAUAAGCUUGUCCCGUAUUCAGCCAGCGAACCUUUCCUCCAGCAUUUCAAGGCGGCUACAUCGGCGGCAAAUAUUUAUGUGGAAGACAAUGUCUACCUAGGGAUUGGCCAUCAAUUCACUCCUAAUAUGAAAAACGAUGCAGUGCGAUUCAUUCUCGAUAGCGUGGCUCUAGCAGACCCCACUGCGCCUCCUAAGAUUUAGUUUCAGUACAUGAA